Messenger RNA from Saccostrea echinata, 1186 nucleotides. RefSeq names its product COP9 signalosome complex subunit 6-like. The transcript is spliced from 10 exons. The record is from RefSeq and is a predicted model, not a curated record. NCBI's taxonomy places the organism in Eukaryota, Metazoa, Mollusca, Bivalvia, Ostreida, Ostreidae. Gene Ontology annotation, cellular component: COP9 signalosome. Gene Ontology annotation, biological process: protein deneddylation. Gene Ontology annotation, molecular function: metallopeptidase activity; protein binding. Bases 82 to 1020 code for a protein of 312 amino acids.
AAUACUGUUAAUACUCGUUAAAAAUAGGCUGUGAUUGAGUGAUUGACUGAAUAGGGAGCAUUUGCCAUAUUCUGCUAAGAAAUGGCUGGUAAAAUGGAAGUGGACGGACCAAGUGGAGGUGUGAUGGCGUCCACAAGUUGCCCCGGUAGCGUGUCCGUAUCACUGCACCCUCUGGUCAUCAUGAACAUAUCGGAACACUGGACUCGAGUACGAGCACAAGAAGGCAAACCUACACAAGUUCUAGGUGCAGUGAUUGGUAAACAAAAGGGACGAAAUAUUGAGGUGAUGAACUCGUUCGAGCUGCUGUUUGAUUUGAUAGAAGGCGAGAUAAUCCUCAACAUGGAAUACUACAACACAAAAGAGGAACAGUUUAAACAGGUGUUUAGUGACAUGGAUUUCCUGGGAUGGUACUCAACUGGAGACACACCCACUUUCUCUGAUAUCAAAAUUCACAAACAGAUCUGUCAGAUAAAUGAGAGUCCCAUAUUUGUCAGAUUGAAUCCCCUCGCUCGACAGUCAGAUCUCCCUGUGACAAUCUAUGAGUCAGUAAUCGAUCUUGUCAACAAUGAAGCCACUAUGUUAUUCGUGGAGCUACAAUACACACUGGCUACUGAGGAGGCAGAGAGGAUAGGGGUGGAUCAUGUGGCACGGAUGUCUACAUCAGAUACGGGUGAAGGGUCAUCAGUUGCAGAACACCUAAUUGCCCAACACAGUUCUAUCAAGAUGUUACACAGUCGGGUCAAGCUUAUACUGGAGUACAUUAAGGCUGUACAGGCUGGGGAAGUCCCUAAGAACCAUGACAUUCUACGGGAAGCCUACAGUCUUUGUUACCGACUCCCUGUUCUCAACACGCCCAAGUUCAAAGAGGACUUCUAUAAUCAAUGUAAUGACGUUUGCUUAAUGGCAUACCUGGGUACAAUAACGAAGGGCUGCAACACAAUUAACCAGUUUGUGAACAAGUUUAAUGUGAUGUAUGACAGACAAGGCAUGGGUCGGAGGAUGCGGGGACUGUUCUUUUGAGGGCUGAGAACUAAUUAAAUUCAUUGAUUGGGAACCAGUCUCUCCAGCUGUGAUUUUUAAUAUGCUUCAGAUUCAUUACAGGAAUCUGUGUGUAGUGCUCCGAGGACUGAAUGUGGGAUGUAUGUUGUUGAAAAUGAGUCGACAAUAAAUAUAUGUUAAAUAUGUA